AGAGAGAGAGAGGCAGCUUGUAUAAGGCAGUAGUCAAUCACUCAGCACAGCCAGAGAGAGAGAGAGAGAGAGAGAGAGAGAGAGAGAGAGAGAGAGAGAGAGAGCAAGAGAUUGGAGAAGCAGCCAGUCGCUCGUCCCUCACUCCAGGCUCUAAGUUUAUAGGCAGCCAGGCAGAUUUUCUUGGCUUCGAGGCAGCGCUCAUGACAGGAUUAAGAGCCGGGGACGCGGGACCAACCGGAGAUCUGCAGGUCCUAGUGGACAAGCCUGGGCCAGAUUCUCUCCCUGCACAGCUGUGACUGGCCUCCCGUGUCCCGUCACACCAAUCUUCCAACAACAGUCUUCCAAGGUUGACCUGAUUAGCGAGAGGCCUCCCUUCCUCUCCUGUCCUCUCCCAUCAUGCGUCUUCUCACCACCCUCCUCCUGUUGCUGCUCCUCCGGUCAGCUGAGCCCCGCAGAGGCCCCCGACCGGGGGCUUUGGAGAGGGGCGCUGGGGGCCGGGUACGGGGCAGAGGCAGGGCCGCAGUGACAAGACGUCAAACUCAGGAGUGUAAGGAAUACAUGGAGGCGGGAGAGAAGUACCUGGACUGCCAGGACAGACAGUUGACCACCGUGAUGCAGGACUGGCCCAAAGAUAUUCAUCACCUUCUGCUGGCAAGAAAUAAGAUUCAGGUUUUGAGGGACAACAUGUUCUCCCAGUUCACCCAGCUAAAGAGCCUGGACCUUCAGCAGAACGAUAUUUCCAAGGUGGAGGACGGAGCGUUCAGCGGCCUCUCUAAGCUCACCACCCUGCUCCUGCAGCACAACAGUCUGAAUACAGCCACCGAGGAGGUCCUGCUCCCUCUGCCCCGCCUCACCUACCUCCGUCUCUAUGACAACCCCUGGAGCUGCCACUGCUCACUGGACAGCCUGGUCAGGACCCUGCAGGUGCCUAGCAACCGCAACCUGGGCAACUACGCCAAGUGUGCGGAGCCCCAGUCGCUGAGGGGUCAGAAGCUAAGGAAGCUGAAUGUGGACUCUUUGUGUGCGGACGACAACCAGGUGGACAGGAGGCCGGGAGGCGGAGGCGGGGGCGGGCAGAGGCCAAUCAAGAAGCCAGAGGCCACGUCCAUGUGCCACACUUACAUGUUCCCAAAACCUCUGCUGGACUGCAGCAACAAAGGAUUGAAUAACAUCCCGUCUGACCUGCCAUCUGACAUCGUGAAGAUGGAUCUGUCCAGUAACACCAUUAAACAUCUCAGGCCCAAACAGUUCCUGCUGUCCAAAGACCUCAAGCUGCUCAACCUUAGUGGCAACAGCCUGCAACAUAUAGACACAGCUGCAUUCGCAGGACUGCUGUACCUCCGUGAGCUUGACCUGUCCAACAACAGCCUCCAUUACUUUCAGUAUGGUGUACUGGAGGACCUCUACUUCCUACGGAAGCUCUCGCUGGAGAACAACCCCUGGAUCUGCGACUACAACAUCCACUACCUGAUCUAUUGGCUCAAGCACCAUCCUGGCAUCUUCUACACCGGCCUCAUCUGCUCCGAGCCAGAGGAGUUCAAGGGCUGGCGUGUCGAGGAUUAUGUCAAGACCUACAAUGGGGAAUGUCCCAAGGAUAAACAAACUGGAGGAAUGGAUACAGGACAGGGAGGACAAGGGGGGACGGACAAUGAGGCACAGGAGGUGGUCGGGGAAACGGUUGCUGCGCAUGGUGAUCGUUUGCCACAACACCUGAAAGAAAAGAAGAAGCCCAAUAGGUUUGAGAUCAUCAGGCUGAGUUAGAAAGAUGGUGGAUCAGCAGACAGGUGUGGUUUAGUGUGGAGGUCAAAGGAGUGUUGAAAUAAAAUGGAGGUCUGUAGACAGGCUGAAGAAUGGAUUCAUAAAGGUAGACUUAGUGAUUUGUUGUUUAAAUAAAACAUGAUGCUUAAAAGUACAAUUUGUGGGGAAAAAUCCUUUGAGUAAUCAACAUUUUCCAUCUUGUGUGGAUAAAAGAAAAUCAGAUUUUAGAAUGUUAACAUUUUCUUAAAAGAUUAUUAGUUGCAAUGUUAUAUUGCUAAGUUUGCAUUUAAAGGUUUAGGAGCUUGCAUUUGAGCUUUUGUUUUAUCUUUUUUGCAGAACAUUCCCGAUUCAGUCUGUAUCAGAUCUAAUAACCCCAAUGACAAAAAACGUUUCUCUGAAUAUCACACAAUGAACUGCAGGUGCUCUUUUUUCUUCUGUUACAGUCAUUUUGAUAAUGAGUUCGGGAUGUACUUUAUUUUCCUUUCAAGGAAGUAGUUUUUAUUCUUUUUUUGUAUUAAUUAAUGUAUGACAUUGUCUACCUGUUUUCUGGAAAUAAAAUUGGGUUUAUUUUUUCUGAAAA
Messenger RNA from Plectropomus leopardus (leopard coralgrouper), 2338 nucleotides. RefSeq names its product leucine rich repeat containing 17 (gene lrrc17). Gene Ontology annotation, cellular component: plasma membrane. Gene Ontology annotation, molecular function: protein binding. NCBI's taxonomy places the organism in Eukaryota, Metazoa, Chordata, Actinopteri, Perciformes, Serranidae. The record is from RefSeq and is a predicted model, not a curated record.